Messenger RNA from Cheilinus undulatus (humphead wrasse), 1396 nucleotides. Its product is annotated as acidic mammalian chitinase-like. Gene Ontology annotation, molecular function: chitinase activity; chitin binding. The coding region runs from base 1 to 1362 and encodes 453 amino acids. The transcript is spliced from 11 exons. Gene Ontology annotation, biological process: chitin catabolic process; carbohydrate metabolic process. The record is from RefSeq and is a predicted model, not a curated record. Lineage: Eukaryota; Metazoa; Chordata; Actinopteri; Labriformes; Labridae. Gene Ontology annotation, cellular component: extracellular region.
AUGGCAAAACUCCUCGCAGCUCUGGGCGUCCUGCUCGUCCUGCAUGUCGCCUCGUCUGUGAAACUGGUGUGUCACAUGACCAACUGGGCCCAGUACAGACCUGCAGGUGGUAAAUUCACGCCAACCAACAUUGACCCCUUCCUGUGCACACACAUCAUCUACAGCCUGGCUACCAUCAACAGCUUCAACCAGAUCACCCCUGUAGAGUGGAACGACGAGCAGCAGUUCGUCCUGCUCAACCACCACAAGAACGUUAAUCCUGCUCUGAAGACUCUGCUGUCGGUUGGCGGUACAGUGAAUGGAAUCAGCCCCUUCAUCGCCAUGGUUGCCAGGGCUGAAACCCGAGCAGCCUUCAUCAGGUCGGCCAUCAGCUACCUUCGGCAUCACGACUUUGACGGUCUGAAUCUGGCCUGGGAGUUUCCCGCUCACAACGGGAGCCCGGCAGGGGACAGGGAGAAUUUCUCCCUGCUGGUUGAGGAGAUGGCCAAAGCCUUCGAGGACGAGGCCAAAGAAAACAGGCUGACUCAGCUGCUUCUGUCAGCUAAUGUUGCUGGUUUAAUCCCGACCAUUGACAAAGCCUACGAGGUCGGCAAAAUCUCAGAUAAACUCGACUUCCUCAACGUCAUGACCUAUGACUACCACGGUCACUGGGAGGCAGCUACUGGACACAACAGCCCUCUGUACCGCAGCAACGUGGACACGCCCGCACACAUGCACCGCAACAUCAACUCAACCAUUUCUUACUGGAUUUCACGUGGAGCGGCCCCUCAGAAGCUGCUGCUUGGUAUCCCCACCUACGGACGAACCUUCCGCCUCUCCACCUCCGCUAACGGCCUUGGAGCUCCAGCUAAUGGCCCAGCUGAUGCCGGGCCCUACACUCGCACAGCUGGGUUCUGGUCCUAUUAUGAGAUCUGCGAGUUCACCCCGACUGCUGAUGAGCACUGGAUCAAUGAACAGGAAGUUCCUUAUGCCACUUACGGCAGCGCCUGGGUCGGCUACGACAACCUACGCAGCCACGCUGCUAAGGUUGAAUUUCUGAAUGAGAACAACCUUGGAGGUGCUCAUGUCUGGACUCUGGACAUGGAUGACUUCGUAGGAACCUUCUGUGCUGGCGGACAGUACCCUCUGACCAACACCCUCAGGCUGAGAAUGGGUUUCCCACCAAAGCCCACUACCACACCGGCUCCCACCACCACCAGAGACCCCAUCGCUGAUUUCUGUCACGGUCGGCCCGACGGUCUGUAUCCAAACGAGGCCGAUAACACCACGUACUUCCAGUGCUUCCAGGGGAACACCUACCUGCACCGCUGCCAGCCUGGACUCAUCUACUGGGACUCCUGCAAAUGCUGCAACUGGCCUUGAGCCGCAGGGACCCGAUCCAACAAGUCCACAACAA